GCGCUGGCGCUAGGCAAGUCGCCUGCCUAACAAGGCUCUGUAAAUUAGAAUUAUAGCAGAAACACCAUCUUAUUUUAUGAUUGGUCGACAACAAUACGACAAAAUAUUCUAUUAAAAACAGAUUUAUGGAGUAAAAGUUCUACAGAAGAAGGAAAAAGACUCCAUCAUCAGUGGCUAUUGGCAGUCGCCCUCCAGGAAUCACAAACAAAAGAUAUUCAUCCCUUCGCCAUCACUCGCCACAUAUCAGCCUUUUACACAUCAUAUCAGAAACUAUCUUUGACAAAGGCUGAAAAUACUGGCCUCUAAUUCAUCCAAUUAACGCAAACAUGGCCUCCUCGGCCGCCAAUGACGACGAGGAUGACGACUACAUGAACAUGACGUUUGAGGACACGGCACCCAUCAAAGAAACCUCACUACAGCGCACCCAGCGUCUCAAGCAAGAGUCGAGGGCGCGAGGAAUUAUCAAAUCAAAAGUACAGCUGGCAGAAGAGGAAAAGAUGGCCCGCGAAAAGGCCCUAUCGACCUCCAUGCUGGACGACCCGCGCGCCAACAAGAGCAAAGGUCUGUCGAUGAUGGCCAAGAUGGGUUUCACAGGAGGAGGACUAGGCAAAAAGGACGACAAGGGCACAUCACAAGGAAGGGUAGAGCCAAUUCGCCUUGCUAUGAAGGAUGAUAGAGGCGGUAUCGGUAUGGACAGCGAGAAGAAGCGGAAGCUUCGAGAGGCUGCUGAGGAGAGGGGCAUCAAAGCAGUCAAGCUGGAUCCAGAUGAAUAUCGGGAACGUGUGAGAAAAGAACGCGAAGACGAAAGACUAGAGAAGCAGUUUCAUGCAGCGCAGCGCAUGGCUCAGCAGCUCGACGACAGCGAUGAUGACGUGGCCGACGAAAAGGCCGACGCAGAGGAGAAGCCCAAACCGCUUUCGUCGCGUCCACUCAAGUCUAUCAAUGUUUUAUAUCGUGGAUUAGUACGGCACAAGGAAGAAAAGGAGCGUGAUAGGCGUAUGCGAUAUGAUCUUGAGCAGUCAUUGUCGCGUUUGCCCACAUAUGAAGACGAUGCUGAAGACGCCGACUACAAGAAGGCCAUGGGCAAGAACAAAACUACGUAUGUGACAGCCGAAGACCUGGAUGAAGAGGACCCUGAGUUGAACGAAUUCAAUGCGCUGGAACCAGCAGAGAGGCUCUCCAAAUUACUGGCCUAUCUGCGCCAGGAGCACACGUACUGCUUCUGGUGUAAGAUGAAGUAUCCGGAUAAGGUGAUGGAGGGGUGUCCUGGAGUCACAGAGGAGGAUCACGACUAAACGUUUAA
This is a messenger RNA of [Torrubiella] hemipterigena, 1303 nucleotides long. The record is from the annotation of a GenBank genome assembly. Lineage: Eukaryota; Fungi; Ascomycota; Sordariomycetes; Hypocreales; Clavicipitaceae.